AUGAUCGGCUUAGCUCAAGGCUGUUUCGACCAAACCGUUCCCUAUUUACGCCAACGCAAACAAUUCAAGAAACGUCUCAUCGAUUUCCAAGGUCUUCAACAUCAAAUCGCCCAAGUGGCAACGGAAAUCGAGGCGGCCAGAUUGCUAGUCUACAAUGCCGCAAGAAUCAAGGCUCAUUCUGAUCGACCUGUGGUGAAAGAGGCGGCGAUGGCGAAAUUGUUUGCCUCGCAAGUCGCCACGUCAUCAACUGCACAAUGUGUGAAAUGGUUGGGUGGAGUGGGAUUCACCAAAGAGUUUGCAGCUGAAAAGUUUUAUCGGGAUGCGAUGAUUGGAGAGAUUUAUGAGGGAACAUCGAAUGUUCAAUUGAAUACCAUCGCUAAAAUUAUUGAUCGAGAAUUUUCUUGA
This is a messenger RNA of Caenorhabditis angaria, 405 nucleotides long. The record is from the annotation of a GenBank genome assembly. NCBI's taxonomy places the organism in Eukaryota, Metazoa, Nematoda, Chromadorea, Rhabditida, Rhabditidae.